Messenger RNA from Ceutorhynchus assimilis (cabbage seed weevil), 1748 nucleotides. Lineage: Eukaryota; Metazoa; Arthropoda; Insecta; Coleoptera; Curculionidae. The record is from the annotation of a GenBank genome assembly.
UUAUCUCAUUAAUUUCAUCACCCGUUGCCGAUUUACAUCUCAUUAUAAUUAGAUUUUGUGGGUGAUGGUGGUCAUGUGUUAAUUUUUAAGGUCAAUAACUAGUUACAAAGAUGAAACUCCUGCUGCUAGCCUUGCUCUCUUUGUCCACAUUCAACUAUGCUGUAGCUCAAGAUGAACAACAAGACGUAAUCGACCAAGAUUACUUAGUUCAGCUUCUCUUUAGUAUAUCCGAAGCUAGAUUACCGAACUACCUGGUAGAUGUUAUCUAUAAUCGCCCAGUUCAAAAAGGCAUUUCAGUAGACGCUGUUCUAGGAUUAUAUCAAAUCCGAAAUGUCAGCCUCAAUACUACACAGAGUAUCUUAAACGAACUUGAUAUAACUCAAUCGCGAGUCUUCAGUAUUAAUGGCUUUAAUUACACUUUAGAAACAUUCAAUUGGACAUUUACUAAUUUUUAUAACACUCUAGUCAGUAGGAUCAACUUAUCAGGACUUCCCUUAAGGAAUGCAUUGAGACAGCUUAACAUAGACGACGCUCAAUUUUCAGCUGGAAUUGCUUAUGGCGAUCCUGAUCCUUGGCAGGAGUUUAUUAGAGGAAAUUUCACUCAAGUUAACAUGGAAUUAGCUUGCGCAGAGGCUGGUAUAACUUUAGAACAGCUUUGGCAAGGAGUCAGAGAUUUAUUUAUUUUAAACUUGGAAACUUUUCAGAUAGAAGAUUUUAUAAGACUUUUAUUAAAUCACGACAUUACUCAGCGUCAUGCUUUAAUUAUUUGGAGUGCUAUACCGGUUACUUUGGAACAUGUAUACAGUUUACAUUUAUAUAAUGACAUUAUUGGUAAUUUUAGUGAGAGACUCAAUAACCAAACAUCUCUUGGAGUUAUAACAAGUUUACAAGGCAUGGUUACACAUAGGGCAAUUCAUGAUUUAUUUAAAGAAGAAAGGGAACUUCUGAUUAUCCAAGCACAGACGUUGCUUACAAGGACAAUAUUGACAGUUGGGAAUAUAAAUGACACUAUAUACAGAAAUUUGGUCGUGCUUGAACUUAGUCAGGAUGUUUCUCCCAAUCUAACAGUCAUCCCAGUUACGAAUCGCAACGCAGAUGUGACUAAUUGCGACUAUGUCACUUUCCAAAAUAACAAUAUACUGACUGUGAAUGUACCAACUGCUAAUUUUACCAACGAAACCUACGUUAUUCCAACAUCUGUUAUAAAUAACGUUGUACCUGGCAGUGCGUUGGUUUGCAACCAAACAGUCCAUGCAUUAGUUAGGGGAGUUGUAGGGGAUGCUAUUGUGGCAGAUGCCUUCUCAAAUUAUGUAGUACCUGCUCCGCCUAGUUCUGGAAAUAGUUUGUUGGCUGGAAUUCAUAUAAUAGUAACUGUUCUUUUUAUGAUGUUAAUAAUUUAAAUAGGAAAAUGAAAGAAGAUUUAUUUUGGAAAGUUUCACGAAUCAUAAAUAAUAUAUUUUCAUUGUAAAAUUUAAAAAAUACUGUCAUUGUGACUUGAGUAAAUAUAUAAGUAUAUUGUGAACAGAUUAUAAUAAUGUAAAUAUAGGAAUAAAACCUAACAGUUAUGAGCAGUAUUAUUUAAAUAUGUAGGAUUUGUGCAAAAAAUUAAUAUGAAAUUAUCUGCAGAGAAAUAUAGUCAACCAUUUGCGUGUAGAGUAAUGUGUUUUGUUUCAUUAGGUAAUAAUAAUGACAUUAAGCCAUAAAGCCUCGAACAUUAUUACCUACCAAUACCGGCUAUAAAUAAAGCA